CACUCCCACUCUCCUAUUACAUCUGGUAGGGAUCUGUGAUCUGGAGUGACUGUGGCUCCUCUCUAUCCUGCUAUGUGAUUGUCUCUGGUUCGACUGGACACCAGACUACCUUUGUCACUGCUAACCUCCCUCCGUCAGAGAAGUCGUGGUGUCUGGUACGUGUGUGGGGAUAUACUCAGGAUCACAUGUACCCAUCUGAUCAUUGGUGCUUCUGGGCAGCUGAGGUAUCUGAGGUAGCUUGACCACCAGGCACGACCAGCAGACAUGGCCAGCCCCAGGAGGUCUCUCUUUCAGGGCCUGAGUGUGCUGCUCCUGGCCUGGGCUCUGGUACACUGCCAACCCCCUCUGGAGCCCCAGAAUGAAGAGGAGAAGGAGGAAGAACCCAUGGAGGAGACAGAGCCAGAGAUAGAGACCUUUACAGUCCCGGCUGUAGUGAAGGCCGAGCCGGUUGUAUGUCCAGGGGAAUGUACCUGUACAGAGGGAGCGGUGGACUGUGCUGGGGUUGACCUCAUGGAAUUUCCUAGUGAGCUGCCUGAGAGCACACACAUUCUCUCGCUGCAGAACAACCAGAUAGAGGUAGUAACCAUUGAGGACCUGACACGUCUGCAGCAGCUGGAAACACUAAACCUGCAAAACAACUGUCUGACCACGCAAGGCCUUGAAGAUGAAGGAUUUACAGUGCUGGAACAACUGAGUUACUUGUACUUGGCCAAUAACAAGCUCACCACAGCACCCAAACACUUGCCUCCCUCACUGGUCAGUGCUGAUUUCGCCGCUAAUUUGCUCACGAAGAUCUACCCAUACACAUUUGGGCAGAAGCCAGGAUUGAAGUCAGUGUAUCUCCAUGACAACAAGCUGACAGAUGCAGGGCUACCUGAGAACAUGUUUAACGGUUCUGACAGCCUGGAGGUUCUCAUCAUGUCCAGUAACUUCCUCCGCUACGUCCCUAGGAGCCUGCCCUCUUCCAUCUACCGCCUCCAUCUGAAGAGUAACAAGCUGGAGAAGAUCCCGUCAGGGGUUUUUGAUAGCCUGACCCAGCUCAGAGAGCUCUACCUACAGAACAACUUGCUCAGCAACGAAGGCAUGGACAACGAGACCUUCAGCCAGUUGACCAGUCUGGAGUAUCUGGACCUGUCCAACAACAACCUGAGUGUGGUUCCUCAGGGUCUGCCCCGGAGUCUGAUAUUGCUACACCUGGAGAGGAACAGUAUCCACAGUAUCCCUGGCGAUGCUCUCACAGCCUGUCGUAAACUUGAGUACCUACUGCUGCACAACAACCAGCUCCACUCCCGCUCCAUACACCAUGCUGCAUUCCAGGGCCUGAAGAAACUACACACCCUCCACAUGUACAACAACCAGCUGGAGCGUGUCCCCAGGGCUCUGCCCCGCCGAGCCAAGACUCUCAUGCUGCUUCACAACACUAUCAACGUGAUUGAACGCAACGACUUGGUGUUUCUCUACUCCCUGACCGAGCUCAACCUCAGUUACAACCGCCUCACCAGCCCCAAGCUACACAGAGAAGCCUUCAGGAAGCUGCGUCUGCUGGUGACCUUGGACCUGUCAGGGAAUGCCCUCCACUUCCUGCCCUUGGGCCUGCCCCGCUCCCUGCAGGUCCUCCGGGUGAAGGACAACCAGCUGAACUCCAUACCAGAAGGGGCGCUGCAGGGCAUGACCAAGCUCAGGGACAUCAAUCUCAGCCACAACCAGCUUAGACUCAACUCCAUCUACCAGGGAGCAUGGAUGGAGCUCAGCUCUCUGACGACUUUGGACCUGUCCAGUAACCAGCUGUUCCAUGUUCCGUCUGACCUGCCUGAGUCUCUGGAGUACCUGUACCUGCAGUCCAACCACAUCAGCACUGUCCCCGCCACCGCCUUUGAGGGCACUCCAAACAUCAAGGGCAUCUUCCUACGGUUCAACCAUCUGUUAGCCCACUCUGUGAAGGAGAGCUCCUUCAAACACCUGACCAAUCUGCAGGUGCUGGACAUCGGCCACUCGAGCCACUCCAACUCCUCCGGAGCAUCCUUCAGACAAGAGGAAGAGGAGGAGGCAGAGAUGGAGAUGAUGGAAGAGGAAGUGGGAGAAGGAUUCGCUUCAUAGGUUUAUCCCAUGGACACACACAGCUUGAAUGAUCUAAAACCAAAUGUUGCAGUUGUUUAGGCUGCAAUCCCAAAGUCCUGUUCUUUUGAAAGUACAGAAAACAGUAUUUUUGCAAGUGGUCAGGCUCAAUUCUGAAAUGUAAAUUGAACUAUGAAUGGAAGCGCAAAGUGAUAUUUUUUCCCAUAUAGUGGUGAAUUAACGAUGCACAUAUCUCUGGUGCAGGAUACCAGAUAAAAUUAUAUUUUUGUUUGUUCUAUUAUUUUUCUGGGCUUUGCUUGUCUAUGCAAUGACAGAUAUGGUUGCAUUUCUGUGCUUGAGUCUGCAUGCCAAAUGUGCAUGCCAAAUGGCACCCUAUUGAGUGCACUACUUUUGACCAGGGCCCAUAGGAUUCUAGUUGAAUGUAAUGCCCUACAUAGGGAAUAGUGUGCCAUUUGGGACAGAUCCUUUGUCUCAACACCACUUUAGUGGAAGCAGGAAAGAGAAGACAGUCAGAUCUGUCAUAUGUUGAUCAUACUGUGUGGGUCCCAUCUCUGAACUUUACUGUGUGCUAGCUGUGUCACCUUACAAAGAAGAUUAUGUCAAGGUUUGAAGUUUUUGUUUUCAGUUCUGAGCCUGUAUUUAUACUGUAAAGCAUCUCAGACUAGGAGUGCUGAUUGAGGAUUAGGUCCCUCUCUUAUUCAUUAUGGUCUAAAAGGCUAAACUGAUCCUAGAUCAGUAUCCCUACUCUGAGAUCUUUUGUGAAUAUUGGCCCUGGUUGUGAUUGCGUGAUGUAGUCUGGUAAGACAGUCUGGCUUUAUGUAAUUUUGUCAUUCUUAUAUCAUCGUUACUAUGCCACAAGUUCUGUGACCGUGUUACAAUCUCCUCGCGCUUAGACUACCAUGAGCUUGAUCCAUGCUGUUAAUGUAAUGCCUUACUUUAAUCCAGUCUUAUUUUGUAAGAGGGCAAGUAUUUGCAUAUGGUAUCUGGAAAACUCAUGCUAUUAAAUUAGUCACCUUGCUAUGAACCAAUGUAUUCACCUUCAGAUGUAUACAUAUGGAUUUCACACAGCAAUAAAUAUCAUGCAUUAACAGGUUUCUGAGCACACAACAAUAUUAAGCGUGAAAUGUAUAUAAAAUGCACUUUAUAAAGAUGUAAUUUCUUUUUUUGAGAUGUCAGCAUAUUAACAAAAACAUUGAGCAACGAGAAAUCAUGACAGAAAUAUAAAAAGAGAGACAGUCCAGAACAGAUGUUGAGAUUGUGGUUUUGAACAACGUUCAAAUGUUUCACAAUACUUUUCAAGGGUCACAUGUUGGAGGAAUUCAACGAUUAAUUUUGUCUGUGUCAAAAAUGGCAAUCUAUUUUCUAUGGGACCCUAGUUGAUAGUGAUGCACUGUAGGGAAUAGUGUACCAUUUCAGACACAAUACUAGAAAUGUCUCAAAUGACACCGAUCAAUGAAGUCUGCCUCCAGUCUGCCUGUCUUCCCAGCAGGGAAAUCUAUAGACAAUGUAUGUUCUUUAUC
Messenger RNA from Oncorhynchus masou masou (cherry salmon), 3596 nucleotides. Its product is annotated as podocan-like. The coding region runs from base 265 to 2097 and encodes 610 amino acids. The record is from RefSeq and is a predicted model, not a curated record. NCBI's taxonomy places the organism in Eukaryota, Metazoa, Chordata, Actinopteri, Salmoniformes, Salmonidae. The transcript has 13 exons. Gene Ontology annotation, molecular function: protein binding.